UACAUUUUCCCUUCAGUCAAAAAGUUAUUAAGCACUGAAUUGUACCACACGAUCAGAACAAGACAGAAUUUCGCUUGAUUUUCUUCUAUUUUUUAAGACUUUGUUUUGUAUCUUUCUGUUUUAUUUUCCCUAAUUGUCAGAGAUAAUGGCGAGGUCUUCCUCGUCGACUGCUGCGGCGACAGCGACGGCCUUGCCGGCUAUCAAGCCGGAUGACUACGCUCACAGCCCGGUUCACUAUGCUGUUGCGUUGCGUGACCAUUCUACCUUGACAAGACUCGUCGCUAACGUACCUAGGCUCGCUGAUCCUGCUGAAAUUCGGACUGAGGCUGAGUCGUUGUGUCAGGAGCGAGUCGCGGAUCAGAUCUCCGCCGUUCUCGACCGUCGUGACGUUCCGUUCCGAGAGACUCCUCUCCACCUUGCUGUGCGCCUUAAUGACACGUUCGCUGCUAAAACCCUUGCAGCCGCCGGAGCGGAUGUUUCGCUACAGAACGCGGCGGGAUGGAACCCCUUGCAGGAGGCACUUUGUCGCCGGAGCUCUGACAUUGCGUUGAUUCUUGUCCGGCUUCACCACCGGUCUGCUUGGUCAAAGUGGCGGCGCCGACUCCCACGCGUAAUUGCUGUGCUUCGCAGGAUGCGAGACUUCUACAUGGAGAUCUCCUUCCACUUCGAGAGCUCUGUAAUCCCGUUCGUCGGCAAAAUCGCUCCCUCCGACACAUACAAGAUCUGGAAGCGCGAUGGAAACCUCCGCGCCGAUACCUCCCUUGCCGGUUUUGACGGCUUGAAGAUACAGCGGGCCGACCAGAGCUUCCUCUUCCUCGGCGAUGGCGAUCAGGUUCACAAUGUCCCUUCUGGCUCCCUGCUCGUCCUCAACCGGGACGAACGCAAAAUUUUCGACGCCUUUGAGAACGCCGGCGCUCCGAUGAGCGAAUCCGACAUUGCCGGGUUUUGCUCGCAGACCAGCGUGUACAGACCCGGAAUGGAUGUCACUAAGGCAGAGCUCGUCGGGAGGACGAACUGGCGACGGCAAGAGAAGACGGAAAGUGUCGGGGAGUGGAAAGCAAAAGUCUACGAAGUCCACAACGUGACUUUCAGUUUCAGGUCCAGAAAGGUCACGACAAGUGAAAACGACGUCGCAGGAAGUGAACAAGUACUACCGUUGGAGCUAGACGAAGACGACGACGGGUUCUUGGUCGCAGAGAAUCCGAAUUUCGGACUCCUACCACCUCCCCCUGAUCGGAGACGUCACAGCAGCUUCGUGAGGGAAGACAGAGAUUGGAUUUCAGUGGGGAGGAAGAGCGUGGACGUGUACCCGUCUUCAAUCCCACAUCAUCCGCCGAGAAGAUCAUCGGCGGCGGCUUUAGCAGUUCCUGUGUCGGUACCGGUGGCGCCGGCGCCGCAGACGAAGGAGAAAGAGUACGUUAGGAGUUUACGACCGUCGGUUUGGUUAACGGAGCAGUUUCCGCUAAAGACGGAAGAGCUUCUGCCAUUACUCGACAUUUUAGCCAACAAAGUUAAAGCAGUGAGGAGGAUGCGCGAGUUGCUGACCACCAGCUUUCCGCCGGCAACUUUUCCGGUGAAGAUUGCAAUUCCUGUGGUCCCUACAGUGAGGGUGGUGAUCACGUUCACAAAAUUUGUGGAGUUACAGCCAAUUGAACAGUUCUACACUCCACUCUCAAGCCCUAGACUCCUUGCAAAUGGAGGUAGAAGCCAAGGAGAUGAAGACCAAAAAUCAAACACCCAUUACUCAUCAUGGCUAUCUUCUUCGUCUUCGUCGUCAUCGUCUUCGUUCUCGACAUCAACAUGGCUUCGACGGAAUAAUUCUCAAUCCGUAUCGACGAGCAAACAGCCAAACGGAUUUUCUUCUACUACAGCCGAUCCAUUUGCCAUACCGAGUGGGUAUACAUGGACAAGCGUGGAUGACAACAAGUCAGCGAAAAUGAAGAAAUCGAAGUCUACCAGGAGAUCGACGACCAAGCAAGGAAGGUGAAUUUGACUUGAGUAGGGAA
Molecule: messenger RNA, 2006 nt
Organism: Carica papaya (papaya)
Lineage: Eukaryota; Viridiplantae; Streptophyta; Magnoliopsida; Brassicales; Caricaceae
Source: RefSeq, a predicted model, not a curated record